GUUAAUGAUUCAGUGGGAGAGAUUGAGAGAAAGUGAGGGAGAGAGAGAGAAAGAGAGAGCGUCACACACAUUCUGUGCUCGAGUCGUCUCUCUUUCUCUUCUCUUUCAUCUGGGCUUCUGAGCUUUUAUAAUGGAGAAGAUCCAGGAAGGCCCUGAAAACGACCGCAAGGAGCAACGAGUGCCACAAAAACAGCGUUUGACAGGCUGUUUGCUAAGUGCGGCCUUUUUUGGAGCUCUGGGAUCCUCCUUCCUGUAUGGCUACAAUCUAUCUGUGGUCAACGCCCCUGCGCAGGAUAUAAAGGCGUUCUAUAACUCGACGUGGCUGAGCCGUUAUGGGGAACCUGCAGCAGCAGAGACCCUCACUCUGCUUUGGUCAGUCACAGUGUCCAUUUUUGCUAUAGGUGGCCUUGUGGGAGCACUCGUGGUUUCAUUCCUCAUUAAAGUGCUGGGCAGAAAGGGCACUCUUCUGGCGAACAAUAGCCUGGCGGUGAUCGCUGCACUCCUUCUGGCUCUGGGAGAGAAGGCUAGAUCAUUUGAAAUGCUGAUUAUUGGCCGGUUCAUCAUUGGCAUGGAUUCAGGAAUAUCUCUCAGCGCUUUGCCGAUGUAUCUGGGAGAGAUUUCUCCCCGGGAGUGGCGCGGUUCCAUCGGCCAGUUCAACGCUGUCUUCAUCUGUCUCGGAGUCUUUAUUGGACAGCUGCUCGGUCUGCCCGAGAUAUUUGGACACGUGGGUAGGUGGAACUUCCUGUUUGCCUUCUUGGCAGUUCCCGCGCUUCUUCAGCUGUGCAUUUUGCCGUUUCUACCGGAGAGCCCACGAUUCCUGCUGAUGGAACGCCGAGAUGAGGCUCGUGCUGAAAAAGCGUUUAAGGCCUUCCUGGGUAAGACGGAUGUUUCUGCUGAGCUGGAGGAGGUGCAUGCGGAGAGCAGGGCUCAGAACACACUGCAGAUGGCUUCAGCUCUGGAGCUUUUCAGGAACAGAGCCGUGCGUUGGCAAACCAUCACUGUCAUUGUCACCAUGGCCUGCUACCAGCUAUGUGGCCUCAAUGCCAUUUGGUAUUACACCAAUGGGAUUUUUGAAGCCGCAGGAUUCAACAAGGCCAUGAUUCCCUACAUCACCCUCAGCACCGGAGGCAUCGAGACACUGGCUGCCAUCGUAUCAGGUCUGGUGAUUGAGCGUGUUGGAAGGAAGCCCUUGUUGAUUUUUGGUUUUUCGGCGAUGGCUGUGUGUUUUAGUCUCCUUACUAUCUUCCUGCAUUUCCAGGACAGUUUCUCGUGGAUGCCGUAUCUAAGCUUCAUCUCCAUAUUGGCUGUGAUUGCUUCAUUCUGCUCUGGCCCAGGUGGGAUUCCCUUUGUACUGACUGGUGAGUUAUUUGAACAGUCUUACCGUCCGGCCGCAUUUAUGGUUGCUGGAGUGGUCAACUGGCUCUCAAACUUCGCUGUGGGCCUCCUCUUCCCUUUCAUACAGAAUGCACUCCAGACUUACGCCUUCAUGGUCUUCGUGGUGGUGUGUGUCCUCGGAGCCAUCUACCUCCUCAUUGUCCUCCCGGAGACCAAAAACAAGACAUUUGUGGAGAUCAGCCAGAGCUUUUCUAAGAUUAAUAAAAUCUCCCAGAUGCCUGAUAAAGAGAUGGAGGAUGUUCUUGCUGUUAAACCAGGACAGGUAGAGAUCGGCAAUGGACUGAAAGGCAAAACUGCUAACAGUGUCAGUGACAUUAACACCAAAGACAGCAACACAGUAGAGAUGGAGAGCUCCUUCUGAUCCUCAAAUAAAUCCCUUUUUAAUUUUUGAGAUAACUUUUGUAACAUCAUGCUUUUCUAUUUGUAAGAUUUAUUGAAAUGAUACAGUAUGACGUUUACAGCAAUGUGCAGGUAAAAUAAUUUUAUACAUUUAUGUACUGGGUCAGUAAAUGCAUUGGGACAGUAUGUGUCCUGUAUGUGCCAUAACUCAAUAAAGAGCCAGUUAGAUCUGCCAGUACAUUUUAUAUCUGCCCUGUCUGCCUUGUUGUCAAUAUGACAUAAUCUAAGGGUAUUACACAACUGAACUUUACUGCUUAGCAUGCUACCUGAAUAAAAUGUAUUUCAUACAAAGUGAA
Messenger RNA from Colossoma macropomum (tambaqui), 2090 nucleotides. It is a transcript of the gene slc2a9l2, whose product is annotated as solute carrier family 2 member 9, like 2. NCBI's taxonomy places the organism in Eukaryota, Metazoa, Chordata, Actinopteri, Characiformes, Serrasalmidae. The transcript is spliced from 13 exons. Gene Ontology annotation, biological process: monosaccharide transmembrane transport. Gene Ontology annotation, cellular component: membrane. The record is from RefSeq and is a predicted model, not a curated record. Bases 131 to 1756 code for a protein of 541 amino acids. Gene Ontology annotation, molecular function: hexose transmembrane transporter activity.